AUGUAUGGCGAUUGUAGUAGUCCUAAUGGUUGCUCUAAAUGCAAACGAAAGCAUCACACUCUAAUGCAUAGAGAAUUCAUAAAGAAACCUAUUCAAAAUCAGACUAAUUCUUCUCAAAGUGAAGUUCAAAAUUCUCAAAACAUUGUUCCCCAACCACAAUCAUCAAACAUUGCAGGUCCGUCUGGAAUAGUUCAAUCGCAUCACACAUCUGUUUCUAAAAAAGUUAUGUUAGCUACAGCUUGGGUCAAUAUUAUUAAUGGUGGUAUUUUUUAUAAAGCUCGUGCUCUUAUAGAUCCUUGCUCUGAUGAGAGUUUUAUUUCUGAAAAACUGCAAAAAUUAUUAAAGUUGCCCACUAACCCUGUUUCAGCAGAAAUUACUGGCCUUGGUGGCGACAUUAUAAGUAGAUCAUCUAAAAUAGCAUCCUUUGUAAUUACCUCUGUUUAUGAUCCACAAUUAUCCGUUAAUGUACAAGCAUUAGUAGUCUCUCGUGUAACUGGAAAUGUUCCAACGCAUUCAUUCAAUCCAGUAGAUUAUGAAAACUUACCUAAACUAAAUUAUGCAGAUCCAAAAUUUUUUAAAUGUGAUCAAAUUGAUCUCUUGUUAGGAGGAGAUUUAUAUCCUUUAAUACUUCGUGGUGGAGUAAAACAUGGAAUUUUUGAGUCCUUAGUUGCCCAAGAAACCAUUUUUGGUUGGAUUAUUACAGGUCCAACCCCAAAUAAUGUUUCCCCUCGUAUAUUAAGAGUGUCUCAUAUGAUAAAAGUUACAAUUAAUGACCAUUUGACAAAAUUUUGGGAAUUAGAGGAAGUUUCUCAUAAGAAAAUUUUAUCAGAAGAGGAUAAAAAAUGUGAAGAAAUAUAUCGCUCUACUACCACUCGGGAUUCUGAAGGAAGAUAUACUGUCAGUUUGCCCUUUAAAAACAGUUUUAAGUCACUUGGUCCAAAUAGACAUAUUGCUCUUAGUCAAUAUUUAAGAAGUGAGAAAAUGCUACUACGUAAACCUGAAUUUAAGGCCCAGUAUGAUGAGGUCCUAAAAGAAUAUUUAUCACUAGGACAUAUGGAAAUGCUUGAAAAUACGUCAUAUGGUUCAGGAUAUUAUUUACCUCAUCAUGGUGUUUUUAAGCCAGAAAGUACAACUACAAAAUUAAGAGUAGUAUUUAAUGCCUCUUGCAAAUCAUCUACUGGCAAAAGUCUGAAUGAUUUGUUGUACACUGGCCCAAUUUUACAAACAGAUUUAGUAGCUCUAAUAUUAAAAUGGAGAUUUUAUGAGUUUGUUUUUAACGCUGACAUCUCAAAAAUGUAUCGUCAGAUCUAUAUAAAACAAGAACAUAAAGCAUUCCAGAAAAUUUUGUUUCGUAGUUCUGAUAAUAAGGAAAUUGAAGAUUUUCAAUUAAAAACAGUUACAUUCGGUGUAAAUUGUGCCCCAUAUUUAGCUCUUAGGACCCUGCUUCAAUUAGCUGAUGAUGAAGAGCAAACUUUUCCCCUUGGCUCACAAAUUCUUCGUGAAUUUAUGUAUGUAGACGAUGCUCUAGUAGGAGCUCAUUCUAUAUCAGACGCUCUAGAGGCAAGAAACCAAUUAAUUGGUAUAAUGAAUACUGCAGGGUUUGAGUUAAGAAAAUGGACCUCAAACAGCAAGCAAAUUUUAAAAAAUCUGCACGAAAGUCAUCUUCUAAAUUCAUCCUUUUUGUCGCUCGAUGAUAAAAGCACUACGAAAAUGCUUGGCGUUCGUUGGAAUGCAGCUGGUGAUUAUUUUUAUUUUUAUGCUGAGAAAAUAGGACUAAAGACAAGUUAUACAAAACGAGAAGUUCUUUCAGUUAUAGCUCGUCUUUUUGAUCCUGCAGGAUGGUUAGCUCCUGUAGUGAUCACAGCUAAAAUAUUAAUGCAAAAUAUGUGGCUCGAUAAAAUCGAGUGGGAUGAUUGUAUUAAACCAUUAACGUUAAAAAAAUGGCAAGAUUUCAUUUCAAAAUAUAAUGAUAUAAAUUACAUUAAGCUUUCUCGGUGGGUACAGUUUAGUCCAAAUUAUAAAAUUGAAUUUCAUGGCUUUUGUGACUCAUCAGAAUUAGCAUAUGCAGCCAAUAUUUACGUAAGGGUAGAAACUAAUUGUAACGUCUAUACAAAUUUGCUCGUUUGCAAAACAAAAGUAGCUCCGAUAAAAAAGCCAUCUUUGCCCCGUUUGGAAUUGUGUGGAGCAGUCCUUUUAGCAAAUUUGAUCGAAAGUGUAAUUCCAAAUUUGAAUAUUAAUUUGUAUUCCCUAUAUUUGUGGUCCGACUCAACGAUAGUUCUUGCGUGGCUACGAAAGCCUCCUUGUACUUGGAAAACCUUUGUAGCAAACAGAGUAGCCACAGUACUAGUUUCUGGUUUCACAUAG
Molecule: messenger RNA, 2364 nt
Organism: Lucilia sericata (common green bottle fly)
Lineage: Eukaryota; Metazoa; Arthropoda; Insecta; Diptera; Calliphoridae
Exons: 1
Coding region: 1-2364 (787 amino acids)
Source: RefSeq, a predicted model, not a curated record